AUGAAAAUUUUUGUAACAUUAGUAAUUGCCUUGUGUUUGUUUACACAUCCAAUUGUAUGCAAGAAACAUUACAAUGAGGAAGAGCACUCUGCGUUUGAGAAGAGUAAAACUUUAUGAGAGAUCAUAGGCCAUAAAAAAUUAUCUCUUUAAGAUGAUCCUUCAUAUUCUAAAUUAGAGGAAAUCUAAGACCAUCCAUUAGGCUCAAAGAUAUUACAGACAAUAGCUUUGUAAUUGAGAGGAAAUGAAUCUUUAAGUGCUGUAAGUAAAUUACUUAAUGACUUAAAAGGAGAUUUGGAAGUACAAUUGUAUUUUAAUUUGAAUAGGGUAAAUAAAUUGAUGCUGAUAAUGAAAGAGCAUAAAUAGGAUCUUAAUGCAAGAAAGAUCUUUAAAAUUAUAGCCAAAGAAUUAGUUUAUCAAUUAAUGAAAUUAAAGAUGCAGAAUUUAAAGCUAAAAGAUUAAAUGAAGCUAUUGCAGUUUAUUAAGCAGAAAUAAAUGAGAAAGCUAGAUAAAUUUAAGUAUUUUAAGCUAAGGAUGAUACUUUAAGAGAUAUUAGAAGAUAAGAUAAUUUAGAUUUUUCAACAAGAACAACUUAAAUGAAAGAGAUGGUAUAAGCCUUUGAAGUUAUCCUUCCAAAAUUACAUUAAGUUUGGGAUGUAGCAGCAUAACAUAAAGCUGGAUCAUUUAUUGAAGAAGAAGCAAUCAAUGAAGCUUUAGUUUAAUUAGCAAAAAUUGGGUAUAUAUCUAAAGUAAUGUUAAAGUGAAGAAAACCCAAUUACUGCAAUGGUUGCUUUAACUUCAACAUUGGAACCAACAGCAGUCUAAACUUUAAUUGAAAAAAUGGAAGCUAUCAGAGAUUCAAUCAAAGAGAGUAUAAAAGCAGAAGAAGAUGCAGAAGCAAAGAAUGCCAGAGUAUUUAUAUAAUCUACUUUUUUUUAGGAUACUGAUACAAUUUUAGCUGCCAUCUUCAAUGCUAUUGAAAGUUUGACAAGAGAGAAAUCAAGUGAUGAAGAAGCUUUAUAAGAGACAAUCAGAAAUAGAGAUAUUUAAGAUAAGAGAUCUAGAGAUGCUCAUGCUGUAAUAAAUAUUCUAAUUAAUUAAAUUAGGAAUUUAAUGCUGCCAAAAAUGGAAAUUAAUAAAGAAAUUAAUAAUGUUAAGAAUAUGAAUUACAAUACCAAUAAAAUACUAUUGAAAGAGAUAAAUAGAUUGCCAUUAUUAGAGAUGUUUAAAAUAUAAUUGCAACAAAGAUAGAAGUAGUAACAUGCUUCGUAGAAGAGAAUAAUUUAUUCUGAAUAAUAUGAUAAUUAUAAAGCAUUAAUCAACAG
Messenger RNA from Paramecium primaurelia, 1322 nucleotides. Lineage: Eukaryota; Ciliophora; Oligohymenophorea; Peniculida; Parameciidae. The record is from the annotation of a GenBank genome assembly.